AAUAAGUCUUUCUGUGCCCCACCUAGGCAGCUGUGACUGGCUUGAAGAAGAGAAGCAAACAAAACAUUCUGAGCCUGGGACGGAUCUUCUGUGCCUGUUCACCAUAGGAGCCCAGCACAACCACCUGAAAACAUGGUGGUAGACCUUUCCAGGUACUUUCCUCUCCUAUUGCUGCUGGAGCUGUGGAAGCCGAUGUGUCUACUUUGCUCUCAGCCUAAGGGUCUCACCAGGGCAUGCUGGUUUGAAAUUCAGCACAUACAGACAAGUCCUCAGCCAUGCAACACAGCCAUGCGCGGCGUCAACAAUUAUACCAAACACUGUAAACAGAAAAACACCUUUCUGCAGGAGUCCUUCCAGAAUGUGGCUGCUACCUGUAGGCUGCGCAAUAUCACCUGCAAGAAUGGUCGGAAGAACUGCCACGAAAGCACAAAGCCGGUCAAGAUGACUGACUGCUCACACAUCGGAGGAGCCUAUCCUAACUGCCGCUAUAAAUAUGCUGACCAAUACAAGUUCUUUAUUGUGGCCUGUGAACACCCAAAGAAGGAAGACCCUCCCUACCAACUGGUGCCUGUGCACUUAGAUAAGAUUGUGUGAGGCUAGGUCUUUACUUCUGUUUGACACAGGUUCUCUUACAGUUUAUUCCACGUUGCCUUUUGUUCCCACAGAAAAGGGAAGGUGUUGGAAGAAUUAAGAUGCCUAAGCUAUCAAAAUGGAGUUAAAAAAAAGUGCAUGGGUUAUAAUGUAGCUAUGUAAAUGAGCACUUGCUUAGUGCACAGAGGUCCCUGGGUUCAAUCAUCUUACUAGCCCCCCCACCCCCCAAAAAAAAAAUAGAAAGAAAGAAGAUUAUUUUCUGCUCUGGGGUUACCUUUGUUGAAGGAGGAAUAUAAGAAAAGUAUAAAGAUGGACCAAGCCACUGAACAAUUUAUCCUGUAAUUUUUGGGGGUCAAGCUUUAUUGUACUAUGCUCAUAGGCAGAAUUUUUUUUUU
Messenger RNA from Mus pahari (shrew mouse), 986 nucleotides. It is a transcript of the gene Rnase6, whose product is annotated as ribonuclease A family member k6. The coding region runs from base 133 to 594 and encodes 153 amino acids. The record is from RefSeq and is a predicted model, not a curated record. Gene Ontology annotation, molecular function: nucleic acid binding; RNA nuclease activity. Lineage: Eukaryota; Metazoa; Chordata; Mammalia; Rodentia; Muridae. Gene Ontology annotation, biological process: innate immune response; antimicrobial humoral immune response mediated by antimicrobial peptide; defense response to Gram-positive bacterium. The transcript is spliced from 2 exons.